AUGACAUUUGGGAAAGGAGUAUUAAAGAACAUCAUAAUCGUACUUUCCCUUGUGAUUAUUGGUUUCAUGAUGACUACGACUCUGCUACUAACCAGAGAUUAUACUUCGUACAUCAUCAACAAACGCUCGCCUUCUACUAGUCAGGAGUCCAGCUCUACCUCUGAAUCAUACAUUGAUGCAAUACAGCACAGUCCUCUGUUUAUUCAUAAAUUUUCAGAGAAUGAAUUUGGAGACAGGCAACAGAAUAAUGGGAAAAUGGUUCAAAGCUCCUCCAACACCUUUGAUCUGUAUCCUGAUGAUACAUUCGAUAUAACUCUCGUUACCUACGCAUCAGCAAGCAUGUACGAGCUAGCUCCGAAGUACUGUCGUCAAUGGGAAGGCCCGAUUGUUAUUGUCGUUUCUUAUAACCAAAACGAGGAAUCCCAACUCACCCAAUUCCUCGCCAGCAUCGCUUCCUUCCCCGCGGUCUCCGUCAUUCCCUUCCCCAUAACCGCGGUUUCCCCGGUCAAUGCAAUGAAAAACGCGGGAAUCGCCGCCGUUCGCACGACGCACUACGUCUUCGCGGAAUUCGAUUUGGUUCCAUCCUCGAAUUUGUACUCGGUUUUGAAACUGACGCCCGGGUAUUUGUGGCGCGACCCCUACUUUAUCGGCGUGAUUCCCGCGUACGAAUGGGCCCAUCCCCUCUACGACGAAGCUGCCGCCAAUUGGAGAGAGUUCGAUCGAUCCCCGCGGGGAGACAAGUCGAUUCGGCAGUGUCUGAAGGAGUACCGCUGCCGACCCAUCCAGACAGGCACCAUUCCCAUGCAGUUUCGGACGUUCUCGUACAUUUAUUGGCGGAACAUGAACUGUAUUGAUUCCGAUACGGAGAUAUAUUUCAUGGCACGCAAAUCGGAGGCUCUCCCGCGGUAUUCGGAGUCGGUGGUGGAACGCGGGUUCGAUAACGUGGAAAUGGUGGAACGGCUGCGUUAUACGGCCGCGAAAUUUGGAAUGCUGUGUUCCGGGUUUUUGUUCCGCGUUCCUGGCGUGGGGUAG
Molecule: messenger RNA, 1032 nt
Organism: Blastocystis hominis
Lineage: Eukaryota; Bigyra; Opalinata; Blastocystidae
Exons: 11
Coding region: 1-1032 (343 amino acids)
Biological process (GO): protein O-linked glycosylation via mannose
Molecular function (GO): xylosyltransferase activity; glucuronosyltransferase activity
Source: RefSeq, a predicted model, not a curated record